GAGAGAGGACUAGAGGUGGAACCGAAACUAGUGGGUAGACAUACUACUGCAGCCAUGUGUACUGUACACACCAGAGCCUGUAUGUGCUAGGUUAGCCCACCAGAAGGCUGGCUGGUACUGGCACACGACUCAAUUACGUACACACACCCAGAGACACACACUCAUACACAGCAACAUUCUCUGCUGUUCUCAGUGCGCAACAGAGGACAACGUUUGCUACUGUAAGACUGCAUUGCACUCUGAGGCCAGAAAAGUUCAAAAAGAGACUAGAAGGAGAGGAGCAGCAGAGAAAAGGAGGGGAAGAAACAACCAUUGAGUAGCGGCUUACCUCCAAGGGGAACUAAAGUGCAAGGGAGAGGAGCACGGAUUGAUGAACUGACCGUCUGGUUAAAGAGAGAGAAACUGACCAUCUGGUUAAAGAGAGAGAAACUCUCCAUCUGGUUGAAGAGAGAGAAACUGACCAUCUGGUUAAAGAGAGAGAAACUGACCAUCUGGUUAAAGAGAGAGAAACUGACCAUCUGGUUAAAGCGAGAGAAAUUGACCAUCUGGUUGAAGAGAGAGAAACUGACCAUCUGGUUAGAGAGAGAAACUGACCAUCUGGUUAAAGAGAGAGAAACUGACCAUCUGGUUAAAGAGAGAGAAACUGACCAUCUGGUUAAAGAGAGAGAAACUGACAAUCUGGUUAAAGAGAGAGAAACUGACAAUCUGGUUAAAGAGAGAGAAACUGACCAUCUGGUUAAAGAGAGAGUAACUGACCAUCUGGUUAAAGAAAGUGAUAAAGACCGUAAUAAGAGAUGAGAGCAGAACUGAACUGACCGGUCUGUUUCCCGCAGCUCCAACAUGAACUCUUCCUCCUCUGAUGUGAACCAAAGCAGCUCUCCUUUCUGCCUGCUGGGCCUGGGCUACUCCUACAACCUCAACACCUGCGUGCUGGAGGUAUCCGUCAUUCUCUUCCUCACCAUCCUCAUCAUCAGCGGCAACCUGGUGGUGAUCUUUGUGUUCCACUGUGCUCCACUGCUUCACCACCACACCACCAGCCACUUCAUCCAGACCAUGGCCUACGCAGACCUCCUGGUGGGGGUGAGUUGUCUGGUGCCCUCCCUGUCCCUGCUCCACUACCUCAAGGGGCUGGACGAGGAGCUCACCUGUAAGGUGUUUGUCUACCUGGUGUCUGUGCUGAAGAGUGUGUCCAUGGCGUCUCUGGCGUGUAUUAGUGUUGACCGCUACAUCGCUAUCACACGGCCGUUCUCCUAUGCUACGCUGGUCACACCAUGUCGCCUGCGGGUCUGUAUCGGCCUCAUCUGGCUCUACUCCGCCCUCAUCUUCCUGCCCUCCCUCUUCGGGUGGGGGAAGCCUGGCUACCAUGGAGAUAUAUUUCGCUGGUGUGCGACCUCGUGGCAGACCGAUCCGGGCUUCAGCUCGUUCAUCGUGGCUGUGCUGUAUGCUCCAGCCACCCUGACUGUGUGCUUCACCUAUGGGAGUAUCUUCCACAUCUGCCGUCAGCACACCAGGGAGAUCACCCAGCGCCACGCACGCUUCGGCCCCCAGGGGAAUGAGAGGGGCGAGCGUGGUGAAGGGUGCCUGGAUAAGCGCUACGCCAUGGUGUUGUUCCGUAUUACCAGCGUGUUCUACGUGCUCUGGAUGCCCUACAUCGUCUACUUCCUGCUGGAGAGCGCCGGCCUCUAUUGCCACCUGGUGGCCUCCUUCCUCACCACAUGGCUAGCCAUCAGCAACAGCUUCUGCAACUGCCUCAUCUAUAGUCUCUCCAACAGCAUGUUCCGGAAGGGCCUGGGCCGCCUGUUCACGUCACUUUUCUCCCCCUGUCUGGAACUGGACUGCUGCACCGAGGGGAAGAAGGGUCCUGCUCCACCCAGCCAGCGCCCAGCCCAGGCCUGCUAGGUGUGACAGUCUCCUACAGACACUGUCUGGUUGGUU
Molecule: messenger RNA, 1935 nt
Organism: Oncorhynchus gorbuscha (pink salmon)
Lineage: Eukaryota; Metazoa; Chordata; Actinopteri; Salmoniformes; Salmonidae
Product: probable G-protein coupled receptor 21
Exons: 1
Coding region: 841-1899 (352 amino acids)
Biological process (GO): G protein-coupled receptor signaling pathway
Cellular component (GO): membrane
Molecular function (GO): G protein-coupled receptor activity; peptide binding
Source: RefSeq, a predicted model, not a curated record